Messenger RNA from Cricetulus griseus (Chinese hamster), 3890 nucleotides. NCBI's taxonomy places the organism in Eukaryota, Metazoa, Chordata, Mammalia, Rodentia, Cricetidae. The record is from RefSeq and is a predicted model, not a curated record.
CCUUGUGAAGCAGAGCUUCAGGAACUGAUGGAACAAAUUGACAUCAUGGUGAGCAACAAGAAGUUGGACUGGGAAAGAAAGAUGCGGGCUUUAGAGACACGAUUAGACCUUCGUGAUCAAGAGUUGGCCAAUGCACAGACUUGCUUGGAUCAGAAAGGCCAGGAGGUGGGGUUACUUCGACAGAAGUUGGACAGUCUAGAAAAAUGCAAUUUAAUGAUGACGCAGAACUACGAAGGACAGCUACAAGCCCUGAAAGCUCAAUUUUCUAAGCUAACCAAUAGCUUUGAAAAACUGAGAUUACACCAGAUGAAGCAAAGCCAAGUUCACCGAAAAGAGGUCCCCAGCAAAGAAGAAAUACCCUUUGAGCUGAACAGUUUGAACCAGAAGCUGGAGGAGUUUAGAACAAAGUCAAGGGAAUGGGACAAACAAGAGAUCCUCUAUCAGACUCACCUAGUAUCUUUGGAUGCUCAACAGAAAUUACUAUCUGAAAAAUGUAAUCAAUUCCAGAAACAGGCACAAAAUUACCAAACUCAGCUAAAUGGUAAGAAGCAAUGCCCAGAGGACAUCAGCCCUGAGAACCCUCACAUGAUGUGUGACUCAGAUCCUGGCUGUGAGGCAAGCCAAAGAGAUGAGUUCAUUAUUGAAAAGUUAAAAUCGGCUGUGAGUGAAAUAGCACUGAGCAGGAACAAGUUACAGGAUGAAAACCAGAAGCUUCUGCAAGAACUGAAGAUGUGCCAGAGGCAGUGCCAGGCCAUGGAAGCAGGAUUGUCGGAGGUGAAGAAUGAGUUACAGUCACGUGAUGAUCUCCUGAGGAUUAUAGAAAUGGAAAGAUUGCACUUACAUAGAGAACUAUUGAAAAUGGGAGAAUGCCAGAAUGCUCACGAUAACAGGAAAAGACUUGAAACAUCAUAUUCCCCUUCUACUAAAGAAGCAGAAAGGAAAAGGAAAGAGUUGUUUUCAAUGGUCUCAGAUCAACCAAAUCAUGAAAAAGAAUUAAACAAGAUUAGAAGCCAGAUGUAUCAGGAGGAAGACCGAUGCACUGAACAGGAACGCAUGAGGAUUGAGAUCUCCGACCUCACGCAGGAACUUCACCGGAAGGAGAUGACUAUAGCAACUGUCAUGAAGAAAGCUGCCCUUCUGGAAAGGCAGCUAAAGAUAGAAUUAGAAAUUAAAGAAAAAAUGUUAACCAAGCAACAGGUCUCGGAUAUGAAAUACAAAGCUGUCCGAACAGAAAACACACACCUGAAAGGAAUGAUGGGAGACUUAGACCCUGCACGGUACUUGCAUGAAGACAGUAGAAGGACCUGGAAGCACUCUGAGCAUUGCUGUGGACCUUGUGACUGGAGCACAGAUGGAUAAAAAGGGAAGCUUGCUGGUCUCCCUACCUGCUACAUUAAAAACCUGCCCAUCAUCUCUGCAUUUUCAUUCCCUAAUUUGGGACACACAAAACUUAAAGCAGCUCCCAGCUUGCAAGUGUUUGUCUGAUUAGAUCCCAGGUCACCAUAGCCCUGCUGAGGGCCUUCACUCUGCUCCUGUAGACUUUUGGCUUUGUUCAUUAUGGUAUUUGUUUUUGUUUUUGUUUUUAAGAACUAAAACUCACAAAGAUAUAUAAAGCAACCACUAAUUACCCACACCCCUUCCCCUAGUCUCACUUGGGCAGCAGAGGGCUCUGUGCUGGCAAGUAAGUGGUGGCUCCUAUAGCUUUUUCCUGACCAUUCCCACAGAUAAGGUAGGGAGAUGGUGUCUCCUACACUAUAGAUGUGAAACUCAAGUGGUGCCCAGAGCUGACCUCCAGCCGUGUGUGCACAGCAGUACAGGCCAGCAAGUCCUUGGAAAAUGUACAUAGCUGUCUAUGACUUAUCUACAUUGUGCAUGCAGGUGACUCCAGAGCUUGCCUCCCUGCUUUCGUCUCUCCACCUCCUUCUUCCACAUCUAGUCCCAUGUGCCAGUGUGCAGUGACUACUCAUUUGCAUCUAUCACUUUGCAUAUCCACACACCCAUGUAAACACACAUUUGUGCUUACUUGAGGAUUUUAUCAUUAAAAUAAUAAAGGGUCACAGGGAUAGAGGGAUGGCUCAGAAUUUAAGAGCAUUUGCUGCUCUGUCUAGGAUCUGAUUCAGUUCCCCUCCCCCCCACAGCAGCUCCCAGCUACCUGACAAGCCCAGUUCCAGAGUAUCUGAUGUCAUCUUCUGAUCCCUUCAGGGCACACAAACAUACACACAGAGAUACAUAUAAUUAUUUUUUUAAAAAAACUAGGUUCCCAUACCUCUGCAUGUCACACUUCUGUGUGUUUUAUUUUUGUUUGUGCUAAUAGGCCUUCCACACCAACUGGCUCAAGCAUAUUCUGCCCUUGAUAGCAUUGGUUAAUAUCCCAUGGCGUUGAUAUAUCCAAACUUAUUAGACUGUUUUUCCUAAGUAAUUUAGUGUAUUUGACUCUGUCUUCAUAUUUUUUCCUGGAUAAAUAGUUCAUAAAACAUCCCAACAUGUAUAUCUUGGAGCAGUUCCCCAGAGGAGGAACCACUGGCUCACAGGAUAUGUGUUUUAAUGUUAAUAUCUUCAUCAUGGCCUAUUUCUGCUUCAUCACUAUGCUUUCUUGUUGCCACUACUGUUACUACACUUUUUCAAUAGUUCCCAUAGUUUACUGCAUUAGUUGGUAGUUUGUGGUACUAUGAAUUAGAUACACGUUAUGUAUAUUUUCUGUGAUGUUAGUUCUUUUUCUUGACAAUUUAUAGAAGCAUUUUCAAAGUCUGUUUUCUGUAACUUUAUAUUUUUGCCAUACAAGAAGUUUUAAACUUUGACUUGCCAAAAAUCACUCUCUCAGUGGGUAUAUGUGGACCUUCCUUCUUUGAUAGCAGGGUUUUCCACAUCUACAUAUACAAUUUUGUAUUUUUCAGAGGUUUUAUAUUUUCCAUAUAAUUGUUCAAUCCAUUUAAAUUGUUCUUUAAAAUGCAAUGUGUAAUAGCUCAGUUAAAAUUUUCAUGUAGACUAAGCUCAAGGCACCAGGUUUCUCCUUGUAAUUUCCCAUGGAUUCUAUCUGGAAUUGAAUUCAUUUUUGUGUUAACUUUGAAGACAAAGCUUUUAUUAUAGUAAGAUAUAGCAUAAUUCCCCAUUUCUUCAUAAUAUAUUUCCCAGUAAUGCAAUUGUCUUUGAAUAGUUCCUGUUUCCUUCCUUUAAAAUUAUUUCCCAAGUUAUUUACAAUUCUUGUCACUGUUAUAAAUGGAAUAUCUUGCUUUUACCACAUGAAGCAGCUAAUAUAGAAGAAGGUCCAGUUAGUUUAUUCCCUCUAGAGCAGUGCUUUUCAACCUUCCUAAUGCUGAGACCCUUUAAUACAGUUCUUAUGCUGUGAUGACCCCAACCAUAAUAUCAUUUCGUUGCUACUUUGUAACUGUAAUUUUGCUACUGUCAGGAAUCCUAAUGUAAAUAUCUGAUAUUUCCAGUGGUUUAAGGUGACCCUCAAAGGGGUCAUGAUCCACAGGUUGAGAACUGCUGUUCUAGAAGGAACUUUCCUAAUGUAGUUUAGCUCUCUGACUCUCUCUUCUUUUCCAGUGUUCACACCUGUUCUUGUCAUUGUCAGAACGCCCUUGCUAAGACCUCCAAGAAAAUCUAAGUCAUGGCAGUACUUGCUGGCAAAUUUUCUAGUUUCUGACUAUAAAUGUCACACUUUUGGAGUUUUUCGGGGUGUAAAUUUGUUUUCAGUUCAUGAUCCUGUGCUGUUCUUUCUGCACUAUUAUGAAAUGUAGCUGCCCCUGCUUGCCAGGGCCUUUCCCACAGAGGUGACACUGUGAGUCUUCCCUUUGUAUUUGUUGAUGUGUCAGACACUAUGGUUGACAUAUUUCCCAGUUCUCAUCCAAAUUUGGGUUCCUGGAAUAAAUCUUCCCAGUUCUAAAUUA